CCAGAGCCUGCAGUGCCGGAUCGCGCUAACCCAAAGAUCCGUAUAAGCAAUAUCAAACUCUCGGCUCUUCAGAGGGGACAAAACUGGAAGGCAGUGAGGGAAGCCUCAAAAAUCUGCACUGGACAAGUGAGCUAGGGUCAAAUUCUCUGAGGGGAAUUCUUUUUUCUUUUUAAAUCCCCUUCAACAGAGCAGCUGCUGGUCCCAAGCUUGAAAGCAGUAGAGGAGAGGGGCAGGACGGCAAACAGGGCCACGCAGAGAAAAGUGACUGGAAUGAUAAGAUGAGAAGCAGGCAUGUGCUGCUGAAGCUCUCCCCUAAUGAGGCCCUUCUGGAACUCUUGAUUGUGUUGUCGCUGGGGUUGCACGUCCUAGCUGUGUGCCCCUCCAUGUGCUCCUGUGGCCGCAGCCACAGGGAGGUAGACUGCUCAUGGAGGGGUCUGAGACAGUUGCCUGACGGCCUGCAGCACAACAUGCACUCCCUCAACUUGUCCAACAACCGAUUUCACAACCUGGACGGCCUGCUCACAGCGUAUACCCAUCUCCGUUUCCUCGAUUUGUCCCACAACCGGCUGAGCCACCUGCCCGCCGGCUUGCCUCGUUCCCUCUGGCAGCUCCACGCCGCCUCCAACCGCCUCCAGUUGCUGGACAAGAACGACACGGUCCACCAGUGGAAUCUGCGACUGCUCGACCUCUCCGACAACAAGCUGGAGCGGGUCAUCUUCAUCAACAAUACGCUGAUCAAUCUGUGCACGCUCAACCUUAGCCACAAUCACUUCUGGACUUUGCCCACCAACAUGCCUGUGCGCCUGGAGAAUAUUGAUCUGUCCCACAAUUUGCUUGUGAAGGUGCUGCCAGGCUCUCUGGACCGGCUCCUCAGACUAACUCACUUCUAUCUGCAUGCUAAUCGCUUCUCCACGCUGCCAUUUGGAGUGUUGGACAAGGUGACAUCUAUUAGAGUCAUCACUCUGGGCGACAACCCUUGGUCAUGUCACCUUUAUGCUGACAUCGCCUACUUACUCUCCUGGACUCAGCGUACCCCUGCACGCGUCCUGGGCUGCCCCUGCCACACCCGGCCUGUAUGUGGAGGGGUGCGCCCUGGCAGGACUGGAGGGUGGCACUUUGCCUCCUACAACCUACCCCCCCUGGCAGCGAAUGCCCAGGACCUGAGCUCUAUCCCCCCUGAGGCCAGUGUGACAGGGUGGUGGUACUUCUCUGUUUCUGCUCUGCAAAGCACCCCACACACCCCCAAAGAGAGCUUGAUCACGCAGCACAACCCUUUCACAGCCAUUAGCAUCUCCACACUGCGACCGAGAAGCACAGACACACACCUAACUAUUAAUCACAUUUCUGCUAGCCCAGCUGCCGCAGAGCACAUGCUCCGCACUGAUUCCCAUCUCGUCUCUGGCACAAAGGAAAUCUCACCCGCUGACUCACUCCACACCACCGACGCAUCCUCUUUUUCUGACACAAGCUUCAUUGCUGAAACACCCAUCAUGGCUGACGUGACGCUGGCCACAGGCAGCUUCUUUACAACAGAGAGCCCCUCCAUCCAAAAAAAGAAGACAACUACUCUUCGCACCAGGAGUGUGAGGAGGAAGAAUCAGUCCCUUGCUAACAGCACCCCGACUAUUGCUAGAUGCUAUUUUCACCCUUUACUGCACAACCUGGGCCUUCUGUCUGUCCUUCUGCAACAGGUCCUCUGAAAGACAAAAACACUGACACCUAUCAAUUUACAUCACAAACAAAUACAACACACACAAGACUUUUGACUUUUAGCUUUCUCAGCAAAAGGCAAUUCGCAUUACAAAGGCUUUAUGACAAGUUUAACAAUUCCUGCUAGUAUGGUAUGAUGCUACUUUUAUAAUAAUUGGUCAAAAGACAAUGCAUUAUCUUUUCUAAUAACACUUUUUACAAUCCUCCACUUGAAUGAAAAAAAUACAUUGUAAUAAAUAUAGCUAAGCACAAAUAAUGGCACUAUACAUUCAGGUUAUGUAACUGGGGCUGAUCUGCAACGACAUUUCAAUGCUGUCUAGUACACAUUAUGACCUAAAACAUUAUUGUGCAUCUCAUAUUUUUCCCAUUUUUCUACAAGUAUUGGAUGUAUUUGGCUAUUUGGACGUUGCUUUGGUCAUAUCUUCUUAUUUUAUUUUAUUGCAUUGGCUUUCAAAAAGGUACAACACUCAAAAUGUUGAUUAACUUAUUUUGACUUGUGCCUACAGUGUUGGGGAAGCUACUUUGAAAGCAUAGUAAAGCUACCUUAGGGAUAAUUCUAGUCUAGUUAACUAAAACUACUGAGAAAAAGUAGUUCAAACUAGAACAAAAUAUAAUAUAAAAAGGUCACAUGCCAACAAAAUAUGCCACUCUGUUGAUAUGUAUCUACCUCUUCACAGGUCAUCCAUAAACCAAAAACAAAUACCCCACUAAAAAAAUAUGUAACUUAUAUUUAAAGAACAAUUUGAUGGGGCUGGUCAUGAGGUUUAAUUACAAAAGAAGCCAUGGUAAAAUGUCCUUGUAUUGCCCAAAAUUGUCUGUAGUUUCAGUAGUUAACCACACAAAAAAUGGCAAAGACUUGAAUCACUAUCAAUAUGAAUGUAGUUCUACCAACAAACUAUUGCAACAUAGUUAAACUGCUAGUUUAAUUACAUUUAGUUCUCUACUUUCCAACACUGUUGCCUAUUUGAAUAAACGUCCUUGAUGUCUGCCUGCUUGUUUCACGUCACAAAGCAUACAACUCACCCUCUUUUAUGGAGACAGGGUGUGAGAAACCGGUCAUGCCACGUGCAGAACAGGAAACAAAGGAGACUCAGUGUAGCGGAGGGAAAACAAAUGGACAAUGUUGCAUUACUCUCUUUAACAAACUCUGAGUGCCAAGUGCUGCUUCUGUAUUUUGAUCACAUCUCAAACUUAAGUGUCCUUCAUGAUUCAGUGACGCUCGUGAAAAUGAUCUGCAUGGUGAUUGAACGCUCCAGGAAUACUAACCUAUAUUGCCGCAGAGCAUUAAAGCGCAGACAUUCUCAGCUUGUUUAUGUGAAAUGUUAAGAUAAUCCAAUCUCGAUUGCAUAAAGCAAAGAUAACUGUUUUACAUUUUAGAAAUACCUGGUACCAAAAGGUGCCAAAAUAGUGGGAAAUGUUUCACCGCAAGUUGCAUUUGAUACAUUUAAGGAAAAUACAGUUCCAGGAAAUCAAUUCUUCGGGCGAUUUCUGUAUGAUUAAAUAAAAUUGCUGAGAUAUUUA
Messenger RNA from Cottoperca gobio, 3231 nucleotides. Its product is annotated as oligodendrocyte-myelin glycoprotein-like. Gene Ontology annotation, biological process: neuron projection regeneration. The transcript has 2 exons. The record is from RefSeq and is a predicted model, not a curated record. Lineage: Eukaryota; Metazoa; Chordata; Actinopteri; Perciformes; Bovichtidae. The coding region runs from base 279 to 1700 and encodes 473 amino acids. Gene Ontology annotation, molecular function: protein binding.